GUGGAUCAUAUACUACAACACUAAUAUACACUCCCUAAUUAUUGGAGGCUUGUGCUGGGCAUCCAAUGUUUGCAGGAGUUCAAAUGUUCAAUAACCAUUCCUUUUCCCAACACCCAAUCAAUAGCCUGAUGACCCUUUGAAUUGUCACACUCUGCAAUGACACCAAGAAGCCGACAUUUGAUUAGACCUUCUCCCCACUCUCUCUCUUUAGUCUUCACUCACACUUCACACUUCACACUUCACACCCACUCAUUGACCGUUCAGUUCCCCCUCAAAAGUACUGUAGAAGAAGAAGAAAAGCAGAGCAUUGCAGCCGGAAUCCCGAUCGUCGGCGACCCUUCCUCCUGCAUCUCAUGGCUUUCUUCAGAGUAAUGCUUCCACGCGCAAUCCAAGACAAGAAGCUGAAACUGCCUGUGAAAUUCGCCAGACUGCACGGCGGGAAGCUGGCGGAAAGGGCUCGACUUUCCUUGCCCAACGGUCGUAACUGGGACGUGGGCGUCGUCAAAGGACCCGAAGAAGGCCAAUUUUGGUUCGAGAAUGGCUGGUCCCUUUUCGUCGAACAGAACUCUGUUAAGGAGUACUGGUUCCUAGCAUUCGAGCAUACAGGGCCGUCCAGCUUCAAAGUUCGGAUCUUUGACCUCACCACCUGUGAAAUCGACUACCCAUCUGCCGGAUUUGUCAAUGACGUCGAAGAAGAAGACGACUCCUCUGUUCAAAUUCUUGAAUCGCCGCCUCCAAAUCCCACACCCAAGCAAAAUCCCGAAUCCGACUCUGUUCAGCCACGCAAGAAGAUUAAGAACAGCAACAAUGCCACUACUUCUCGUAACUUGAGCAAACCUUAUGAUUCCGUCGACUCUGCAGAUGGUGACGAGGAGGAAGAUGACGAAGCAGGGGAUGGAGAGUUGGGUGAAACGCUGGUGAAGGAACUGAAACGGAGGCGGAUCUUUGUUAACUCAAAGCUUUCCAAGGAACUACCCAAAUUGUCGAUUCAAAACCAGAGGGCAGUGGAAGAAGCCAUUGCGAUGAAGCGUGGCAACGAACCGUCUUUCCUUGUAAUGAUACAGAGGCACAACAGGAAGCCGCAACCUCGGCUGAUUCCACCGCUUGCGUUUGUUAACGAGCACCAGCAAAUGGAGAAUGCUGAAUCUGUGAGGCUGAAACUUGCGAUGGGAGGCAAUGACGCAAAGUGGGAUGUCGACGUGAUCAGAUACUCUGCUAAAGGACCGUGCCUUUACGGUAAAGGAUUUAGUAAGUUUUACAAAGAGAACGACCUCAAACUUGGGGAUGUUUGCUUGUUUGAGAUGUUAUUAUCUGAGGGUAAUGUUGUGUUCCAAGUUUCCAUCGCUAGAGUGCUAAAGAAAGGCUUCCCUUCUUUGGAGGAGGUGAUCUGCCUUGAUGAUUGAAGAUGAUGCCAUGGCCAAGUUUAGGGGUUCUUGUUCCAUUCUGCGUUUGUUUGAGUAGUAAGGUGGGGGUGAGAUUGGGGAACUUUGGAAGGUGAUUAGUUGGAACUUUUUGGGAUUUUAGGUAGGUUGUAAGCAAGGCAAUGUGGCUUGUUAGGUUGUAACUUGGUGGAAUAUGUCCUUUAUUAAUUGUCAGCCUGAGUGAUUAGUGCUAUUUGUGUAAGAAUUAAGGGUGUUUGGUUUUGGUGAAUGUUUGGUUGUGAUAAUUAUAAUGUAUGUAUUGUCCAUAA
This is a messenger RNA of Linum tenue, 1690 nucleotides long. NCBI's taxonomy places the organism in Eukaryota, Viridiplantae, Streptophyta, Magnoliopsida, Malpighiales, Linaceae. The record is from the annotation of a GenBank genome assembly.